Molecule: messenger RNA, 993 nt
Organism: Tripterygium wilfordii
Lineage: Eukaryota; Viridiplantae; Streptophyta; Magnoliopsida; Celastrales; Celastraceae
Exons: 1
Coding region: 1-993 (330 amino acids)
Source: RefSeq, a predicted model, not a curated record
AUGUACAAUAGAGUUGGACCCAACAAGGUGGAAAUUACUAAAGAGUUCUUGAAUGAGGUGGAGGAGUUCAUUACUUAUGCGUGUGGAAAAAGACCAGAAUUUCAAAAUACAGAAACAAUAAGGUGUGUGUGUGUUAGGUGUAAGUGCACAAAAUUUCGAGGGUUGGAUGAUAUAAGGAUGCACUUAUAUAAAAAAGGUUUUCAGCCCAGUUAUUACUCCUGGAAUAGUCAUGGUGAAGAUAUGUCGAGUGCGAAUAUUCCCCAUGUGGCAACUGUGAAUGAGCAAGCAGACGCAAAAAAUUAUUACUGGGAAAGCAAUAAUCGGGCUAAUUUCAAUCCAUAUAAGCAGAUGGUAAUGGACGCUGCCGGACCAUUGGUUGGGGAGGAGCUCUUACAAGGAGAUAAUUACAACCAGUCGUUCGUGCCGAAACAACCUAAUCCCGAGGUGCAAAGUUUCUUUGACAUAUUGUAUGUUGCCCAAUCUCCAUUGUGGGAUGGAUGCGAGUCACAUUCAGAGUUGUCAGUUGCGGUGAGGCUUUUAAGCAUUAAAGCUGACUACAAUAUGCCGCAGGGUUGUUUCGAUGACGUUGUUCACCUUAUGAAAGAAACAAUGCCUGCAGAUAAUGGGAUGCCUGAAACUUUUUAUCAAGCCAAGAAGUCAGUGUCUAAACUCGGACUUGGUUAUCAACGUAUCGAUUGUUGUCCAGACGGUUGUAUGAUAUACUAUAAGGACAAUGCACAUUUGACGCAGUGUAAAUUUUGUGGGGUAAACCGUUAUAAACCUCGGAGAACUGGACGUGAAAAUUUCAAGGAGAUUCCGAGUAAACGUAUGUGGUACCUACCACUAAUUCCAAGGCUUCAAAGGCUAUUUAGCUCAACAGUUACAGCAAAGGAGAUGAGGUGGCAUUAUGAGCAUCAACGCGAGUCUCACAUCCUGUGUCAUCCAUCUGAUGGAGAAGCAUGGAAAAAUUUUGAUCAGACCCACACAGUGUAA